This is a messenger RNA of Ilyonectria robusta, 1320 nucleotides long. Its product is annotated as alpha-amylase. Lineage: Eukaryota; Fungi; Ascomycota; Sordariomycetes; Hypocreales; Nectriaceae. The record is from RefSeq and is a predicted model, not a curated record. Gene Ontology annotation, biological process: carbohydrate metabolic process. The transcript has a single exon. Gene Ontology annotation, molecular function: cation binding; alpha-amylase activity. The coding region runs from base 1 to 1320 and encodes 439 amino acids.
AUGGCCCCUCCUGUCGUCAACGCCUCCCCGCCUGGCACCAAAGACGUCACUGCUGUCCUGUUCGAGUGGAACUUCAACUCCGUCGCCGCGGAGUGCACCAACACCAUCGGGCCCGCCGGCUACGGAUAUGUCCAGGUCUCUCCGCCGGCCGAACACAUCCAGGGCUCGCAGUGGUGGACCUCGUACCAGCCCGUGUCGUACCGGAUCGCCGGCCGUCUCGGCGACCGCGCGUCCUUCCAGAACAUGGUUAAUACAUGCCACGGAGCCGGCGUCAAGGUCGUCGUCGACACCGUCAUCAACCACAUGUCGGCCGGGAGUGGCACCGGCACCGGCGGCUCGUCGUACUCCAAGUAUAACUACCCGGGCCUCUACUCCUCCGCCGACUUCGACGACUGCACCUCGGCCGUCUCCAACUACGCCGACAGUUGGAACGUCCAGCACUGCGAGCUCGUCGGCCUGGCCGAUCUGGACACCCCGGAGGAGUACCCGCGCAAGGCCAUCGCCGGCUACAUCAACGACCUGCUCAGCCUCGGCGUCGACGGCUUCCGCAUCGACGCCGCCAAGCACAUGGCAACUGGAGACCUUGCCAAUAUCAAGUCCCGCCUGGCCAACCCGGCCGCGUACUGGAAGCAGGAGGUCAUCUACGGCGCCGGGGAAGCCGUCCAGCCCGCCGAUUACACCGGCAACGGCGACGUCCAGGAGUUCCGCUACGCCUACGACCUCAAGCGCGUCUUCAACAGCGAGAAGCUCGCCUACCUGAAGAACUACGGGGAGGGCUGGGGCUACCUGAGCAGCUCCGUCGCCGCCGUCUUCGUCGACAACCACGACACGGAGCGCAACGGGGCCACUCUCAAUUACAAGGACAACGCCAAGUACACGCUGGCCAACGUCUUCAUGCUCGCCUACCCCUACGCCGGCCCGGAUGUGCACUCCGGCUACGAAUUCUCCGACACGGACGCCGGACCGCCGAACAACGGCGCCGUCAACGCCUGCUGGCAGGACGGCUGGAAAUGCCAGCACGCUUGGCCGGAGGUCAUGCGCAUGGUCGCCUUCCGCAACGCCGUCCGCGGCCAAGGGCUGACGAACUGGUGGGACAAUGGCAACAACGCCAUCGGCUUCGGACGGGGCAACCAGGGAUACGUCGCCAUCAACCACGAGUCAGGCUCAGUGACCCAGACAUACCAAACUUCACUGCCCGCGGGCACGUACUGCAACGUGCAGAGCAACACCUACGUGACGGUGAAUUCGAGCGGCCAGUUCACCGCCACCCUGGGCUCCGAUACCGCGCUCGCCAUCUACGUCGGGAAGACGUCCUGCUGA